AUGGCGGAAGAGAGAGAACCGAAGAACCCUAAAACGAGCCACGCGAAGAAGUUGGAUGAUCUUCCGGACCACGUCUUCCUCCACAUUCUCUCCUUCCUCGACACCAAAUCCCUUCUCCGUACCAGCGCCCUGCGGAAAGCAUGGCGGACCUUGUGGAAAGACACACUUACCCUCAAUUUCCACUGCAGCGACCUGCCGGGCUACAUUCAACACGCAGACAACCUUCUCCUCUCCCUCCGCCGCCGCGCCGCCGCCCUGCCGACCACCGUCAGCUUCCACUUCAAGGCCACCAACUCGCUGGCGGUGCCCAGCCUCGUGAUGCGACACUACGACGUCGUCUUGCCGGGGCGGCGGCUUCAGGAUCUGUCCGUCUCUGCUCAGGUUGACGGAGCGGAUUUCUUCUUCAUCGGCGACCUUCUAAAAAAGUCCUCCCUAGAGACUCUCCGGCUGUCGAGAUGGGUUUUCCGAGCUCCCGCGUCUCCCGAGUUCAUCUCGCUGACGAGAUUAACAACCAGAUUGAACUGA
Molecule: messenger RNA, 525 nt
Organism: Linum tenue
Lineage: Eukaryota; Viridiplantae; Streptophyta; Magnoliopsida; Malpighiales; Linaceae
Source: the annotation of a GenBank genome assembly